GAGAAAAUUGGAUGGGAAAAUAAUUUUUUAUUAUUCUUAUUAUUCAAUAGAUGUGAUAAGUUUUAUACAGUCAUUGUUAAUUCCUAAUGGAACAGUAGUCUGAAAAUUAAAAUUAAAAAAAUGGUUCGGGAGGUGGCUUAUAAGCUGUCGUUGUUCUCAUUUGAUUCUGCGGCAAGAUGACGGGACUUUGGGCUCUGGGAGUUGAGAUAGAGCAAGGGUUUCGAUUCGAGCCAGGGAUGUUUGUGCACUGUUUUAGUGCUCCCAGGGCUGGGAUUUGAGCAGGAAACAAAAAGAAAAUUAAUAGUUGGCUUACCCCAAGUUUCAGCUUUGUGUUUCUGUCUUGUUAUUGAAUUUUGUCUGCCCAUGCUUGGACUCUGCUUGGUUUCCGGGAAAGCUUUGUGGCUUCUGUGGUUUGAUAACAAAGGCCUUGAGAGGAAGCAUUUUCCUCUGCCAUCUUCCUCGGUCAUCCCUCUCUGCUGUCCAAAGAACAUGAACUCUUCAUCAGCGCAAUUUGUCACCUCGAGAAGGAUGGGAGUAUAUGACCCAAUCCAACAGAUGAGCAUGUGGGGUGAAAACUUCAAAAGCAACAAUAAUCUAAAUUCAUCUGCAUCCUUGAUCGUGGAGGAUGUGAAACUAGAUAGUCAGUCAGAGGUUGCUUCACAUGGAAUAUCGGGACCUUCAAAUCAAUAUGACCAAGAAGCUACUAAACCUGUUGAUAAGACACAAAGACGACUUGCACAAAACCGGGAGGCUGCUCGUAAAAGUCGUUUGCGGAAGAAGGCCUAUGUUCAGCAGUUGGAAACAAGUCGUCUGAAGCUGAAUCAAUUAGAGCACGAACUGGAGUGUGCCCGGCAUCAGAGCUCAUAUAUGGUUGGUGGGUUGGAUGCCAUCCAUCCGGGGUUUCCUGGAGCAGUGAACCCAGGGAUUACUACAUUUGAGAUAGAGUAUGGGAACUGGGUGGAAGAACAAAAUAGACAGAUUCGUGCCUUGAGGAAUGCUUUGAAUGCUGAUGUACCUGAUAUGAAGCUUCGAAUCUUGGUAGAAAACUGCAGGCACCAUUAUAUUGAACUUUUCCGCAUGAAAGAAACUGCUGCAAAAGCCGACGUCUUCUAUGUGUCGUCGGGCAUGUGGAAAACAUCAGCGGAGCGCUUUUUCUCGUGGAUUGGAGGGAUUCGCCCUUCAGAACUUCUUAAGGUGACGUGUGGAUCAUCUCAAAUUAAUGUGCUUGGGCCUCAGCUUAGCCCCAUGACAGAAGAACAAUCUGUGCAAGUUGGCUAUCUUCAAGAUGCAUGUCUGCAAGCAGAAGAUGCUCUUUGGCAAGGUAUGGAGAGACUCCAGCAAACUCUGGCUGAGACUGUAGCAGCUAGUCAACUGAUUGAAGGAAGUUACAUCCCGCAGAUGGCUGCUGCAAUGAAGAAAUUGGAAAAUCUAGUGGAAUUUGUGAAUGAGGCUGACCAUAUUCGGGAGGAAGCCCUAGAUCAGAUGUUUCGCAUCCUCACUAUCCGCCAGGCAGCUCGAGGCCUGCUUGCCUUGGGAGAGUACUUCCAACGCUUUCGAGAUUUGAGUAAGCUUUGGGCUGCUCGUUCUCAUGAGCAAGCUUAGUCUCAUAGUGGAAGAGGCUACAAACUGCUUAGUCUUAUAAUGGAAGAAGCUACAAGCUCAAAAUCGCCAUGAGGUUAUCAUGACCAGCAGCAUACCUUGGCAAGCAGAUGUGCAAUUCAGUAGUGUUGUUAUGAAGAUACAUAGACAUGAUCCAUUUUUCAAUCAGCCUCCCACCAUUGAGAAGUUGUAUAUAUUUAUGGCCAUUUGAUCAAGAGGAAAUUGUAAUUAGGGUUAUUUUUAGUGCUUGUACAUUACCUUCUCCUCAAAGUUCAUAUAUUUAAGAUUUAGAUUUUGAGCUGAGAGUUUGGAACUUUGUCAUGUAAAAAUGUCUUAAAAGUUGUUUGUGCUUUGAACUGAACUUGCUUUGCUCAGAACGAAGUGAUAUUGUGUAGUUGAAUUGGAUUGUGAUCGUAAGGUGUAUCAAAUGCUUUUAAUUUGAAAAAAAAAAGGUUUGAUGGACUAUCUAUUUUCAACUUCA
This is a messenger RNA of Carya illinoinensis, 2080 nucleotides long. Its product is annotated as transcription factor TGA4-like. NCBI's taxonomy places the organism in Eukaryota, Viridiplantae, Streptophyta, Magnoliopsida, Fagales, Juglandaceae. The record is from RefSeq and is a predicted model, not a curated record. Bases 364 to 1602 code for a protein of 412 amino acids. The transcript has 10 exons. Gene Ontology annotation, molecular function: DNA-binding transcription factor activity; sequence-specific DNA binding. Gene Ontology annotation, biological process: regulation of DNA-templated transcription; DNA-templated transcription.